Lacerta agilis (Sand lizard) is the source of this 1834-nucleotide messenger RNA. RefSeq names its product neuraminidase 1 (gene NEU1). Gene Ontology annotation, molecular function: exo-alpha-sialidase activity. The transcript is spliced from 6 exons. Lineage: Eukaryota; Metazoa; Chordata; Lepidosauria; Squamata; Lacertidae. Gene Ontology annotation, cellular component: cytoplasm; membrane; lysosome. The record is from RefSeq and is a predicted model, not a curated record. Gene Ontology annotation, biological process: oligosaccharide catabolic process; ganglioside catabolic process. The coding region runs from base 138 to 1346 and encodes 402 amino acids.
CCAAUCAGAGGCCCGCUGGCGGCCCGGGAGUUCCCUCGGGUUGCUACAGUUUAAACCCAACAUUCGGAGUCAGCGGCGCGCUUAAAGGGGAAGCGGCCCUGGUGGAUGCGGAAGAGGGGAUCCUGACGGCCGAAGCAAUGGGUGCCAGACGUGAUCCCCGGAGGGGAUCCUACCCUUGGACCAGGCUGGGCCUCUGCCUACGGCCGCUGCUGUUUCUGGGGCUCUGUUGCUGGCAAACGCGCGGGGUGGCAACCCCUGAUCAGGUGAAACCCAUGAUCACGAUGGAGCAGCUCCUGUGGGUGAGCGGCAGCGUCAUUGGGGAGGUGAACACCUUCAGGGUCCCCCUCAUCGCGGCAACGCCACAGGGCACCCUCCUUGCCUUCUCCGAAGCCAGGAAGCACUCUGCCUCCGACAUUGGGGCUAAGUUCAUAGCCCUCCGCAGGUCGCUGGACAAAGGGGCUACCUGGACGCCGACUUCCUUCAUCGUUGACGACGGUUCCCUGCAGGAUGGCCUCAACCUUGGGGCGGUGGUGGUGGACUCUGAGAAGGACAUUGUGUUCCUGGUUUAUACGCUUUGCGCUCACUACAACAAAUGCCCCACGGCCAGCACCAUGAUAAUUCGCAGCCGCGAUGACGGCGUCACAUGGAGCAUCCCCCGGAACCUCUCUGAGGAGGUUGGCACUACUAUGUUUGCCCCAGGACCAGGCUAUGGCAUCCAGAAACAUUACGAGCCCAAGAAGGGGCGUUUGAUCGUUUGCGGCCACGGGACGCUUUUGCGGGACGGGGUCUCGUGCCUCCUCAGCGACGACCACGGCUUAAACUGGCGAUACGGGCGGCAGCCCUUGCGCGGGAUCCCUUACGGCAAGGAGAAGCUGCUCAGCGACUUCAAUCCCGAUGAAUGCCAGCCCUACGAGCUUCCUGACGGCUCCGUGGUCAUCAAUGCCAGGAACCAGAACUUCUAUCACUGCAGUUGCCGCAUUGUGAUUCGCAGCUAUGAUGCCUGCGACACCCUCCCGCUGGAGAACGUGACAUUUGACGGCACCUUGGUGGACCCCGCUGUGGCGGCCGGAGCCCUCGUCAAAUCCGGCCUCGUCUUCUUCAGCAACCCGGCCCAUGAAAGGCAGCGGGUGAACAUGACGCUACGUUGGAGCUUCACCAAUGGCUCUUCGUGGUGGAAGGAGCCCCUGCAGAUCUGGAGCGGCGCCAGCGGCUACUCCUCGAUGACGUCCCUGGACGGGGCUGCCCCGGAGGACGCUCACAGCCUCUUCAUCAUUUAUGAGAAGGGGCGCCUCCAGUCCACCGAGAGCGUCUCCGUAGUCAAGAUCAGCAUCAACGGGGAGCUCUGACCGCACUUUCGGGCCCUCGGCCGUCCCCUUGCCCCAUGUGCCUUGUAGUCACACUUGAAGCUCUGCGAUUGCCGGGUUAGGAUAGAAGGGAAUUCUUGGGGAGGAAUCAGCAACGUUGGGUGGGAGGGCUCGGGGCAGCGAUUCGAAGGGCAUUUGGCAGAAAAUACUCUCUACAAGCCUCCCUGGUGGGCAAUGUAGGCCCAAGCCAUUCCUUUCCCCACAGUGACGUUGGGGCUGCCGUUCUACCUCAGAAACACUCCGGAUUUUAGAUGCUGCUGUUGAAUUUCUGGGCGGGUGGAGGUUGCGAAGGAGAGGGGUGGGGAUGGGUGAGGGGGUUGGAGAGAUGGAAGACUGAUGACGAUGAAAGUAGACGGAUGAAGAAGCACGCGAUUAAUAUACAUUGGUUUGUUUUCUAAGUGGGAUCAACCGGAAAGAGGAGAGCCGGGAAGUUUCGCGAUGAAUUAAUAAACUAAUUGAUGCACCUUUAA